UUGACUGUAAUAGCGCAUGCACGAUCCAUCUAGCGUCUACCUGCCAAUGCCUGGUGUUGUAUCUAUAUAUAUGACCUUGGUGUAGGGUUACUGCAAUAAGCAUUAAGCAACAACAAUUAAGCUUGAUAGCUAGAGAAGGUGGUGGAGCAACCGGCCGGCAGCAAGCAGGCAACAUGUGUAAGAUCAUGCCCCCCAUGGCAGCAGGCCUCGUCGUCUUCUUCUUCGCCGUCCUCUUCUCGGCGGCUGCUGGCGGCGAUGCGGCGGUGGUCGAGCACACGUUCGUUGUGAACCAGGUGCGCAUGCGGCAUCUGUGCAACGACACGCUAGUGACGGUGGUGAACGGGCAGUUCCCCGGCCCGGCGUUGGAGGCCACAGAAGGGGACACCGUCGUCGUCCACCUCGUCAACCAGUCACCCUACGGAAUCACAAUCCACUGGCAUGGCGUGAAGCAGCGGCUGACGUGCUGGGCGGACGGCGCCGGGAUGAUAACGCAGUGCCCGAUCCAGCCCAACACGACCUUCACCUACCGGUUCGAUGUGUCCGGCCAGGAGGGCACCCUGUGGUGGCACUCCCACGUCUCCGCGCUCCGGGCCACCCUGCACGGCAUCAUCGUCAUCCGCCCCAGGUCGGGCUCCUACCCGUUUCCCAAGCCCGACGUGGAGGUCCCGGUCAUCAUCGGUGAGUGGUGGCAGAGGGACCUCGUCAAGGUGGACAAGAACUUCUCCAUCGGGGGCUCGUUCGACGAUAACCCCGCCGCCAUCGCCAUCAACGGCAAGCUCGGAGACCUCUACAACUGCUCCGGGGUGGCGGAAGACAACUUCGUGCUCGACGUGGAACCCGGCAAGACGUACAUGCUGCGGCUGGUGAACGCGGCGCUCUUCUCCGAGUACUACUUCAAGGUCGCCGGCCACAAGCUCACCGUGGUCGGCGCCGACGCCAACUAUCUGAAGCCGUUCACCACAGACGUCAUCGCCGUCGCGGCGGGCGAGACCAUCGACGUGCUCAUGGUAGCCGACGCCCCGCCCUGCAGGUACUACAUGGCUGCCCUGGCCAACCAGCCGCCGGUGCCUGACCCGCAGAUCCCGGUGUUCGUCUCCAGAGGGGUGGUGCAGUACAGCAACAUCCCCAAGGACGCAAAAAACUGUACAGAGAAAUCGCCUCUCAUGCCUGUGAUGCCUGACCAGCACGACACGAUCACGACCUUCUACUUCCAUGGCAACCUCACCGGCCUGCAGCCUGGUGGCAACCCGCUGCUGCCUCAGGUCCGGGGCCGCGUGGACGAGCAUCUCUUCCUCACGCUGGGCAAGGGCUCCAUGUGCACGAACAACAAAACGUCCUGCAAGCGAGGAGGAAACCCGGAGUCCUUCGAGGUGGCCUACAUCAACAACGUGUCCUUCCACCUCCCGGACACCACGGCGGUGCUCCAAGCGCGAUACUAUGGCGGCAAGCUCAACGGCGGUCGCGGUGCCGUGCCGGUGCAGGACCUGCCCAGCAGGCCGCCGAGGGCGUUCAACUUCACCGACCCGGCGCUCAUACCGGUUGUGCCCGGCGGCAAGAUGGAGGAGCUCGAGCCCACGCGGAAGGCCACUAUGACAAGGCGGUUCGCGUACAACGCGACGGUGGAGGUGGUGUUUCAGAGCACGGCCACCAUGCAGAGCGACUCCAACCCGAUGCACCUCCACGGCCACGACUUCUUCGUGCUCGCGCAGGGCCACGGCAACUACGACGCCACCAAGGACGUCAGGAGCUACAACCUGGUGGACCCGCCCAUGAAGAACACCGUGCAGGUGCCGAGGCUCGGGUGGGCCGCCAUCCGGUUCGUCGCCGACAACCCCGGGGCUUGGUUCCUGCACUGCCACUUCGAGUUCCACAUGGCCAUGGGCAUGGCCGCGGUGUUUGAGGUGGACAACGGGCCCACUCUUGAGACCACUCUCCCGCCGCCACCCUCGGAUCUGCCAAAGUGCACGAGAUAGAUGCGCUCCCUAUCAUGGACUACUAAAUAGCAUCACAUUUUUAUUUACCUAAUAUACUGGAAUUCUUUCUUGGCACGAAAUAAUGUAGUAGAUGAUUCUUCCCUGCUUUUCAGCGGAGUAUUGUAUUUGAGUAUUGACAUUGUUUAGUACAUUUAUAUCAAGAAGAUACCAAUUAAGCCCGGCAUCUCUGCAGCAACAAGAGCUAGUCAACACAUCGAGAAUGCACACCAUCAAUUACUGUUAUCCACGCCAAGCAACAGCAUGGAACAUCCAUUGACAACACAUGGAUUCGUGAGAAUGGUUCUUCAAAAGCAACACCCACUAUUGCGUUGACAUUGUGUUUAGUCUUUAGUGGUAUAAAAAGGGCAAUAUAAAAAGGCAAAUAAAGGAAAACACACAAAUCCAUAGCAUCAUUAGUAUACUUAACCAUCUUCCCGGUACACACGUGUUUUAUGUGCCCUCAUGCUGAUUUUUGUGUUGGCACUCCUAUCAACGAGAUGUCGAUGGGUCGUAAAAGACAGGAAAAGACAGCUCUUUCGCAUGAUGAGGAGGCCGACUCUUUCUCUCUUCACACCAUUUGUUGUACCUUAGAAAGCUUGUGAUCUUUCUCCCUAAAGCCUCUUUUUUUUGCGAAUCAAGUUAGAAAAAGCAAGAAGAGACACCAAGCCAAAAGGCAAUUCUCUCUUCACACCAUUUGUUGUACCUUAGAAAGCUUUCAAGUGUGCAAAUUAAAUUUGUUCUGGAAAGUUGAUGUCACCUCAAGAUCUACUUCUAGUUAAGUGAUCUUAGGCAUUCACUAGACGUGGCUAUCGGAGAAGAAGAGAGACUCGGUGUCGUUGGGCAUAUCUUUGUGUUCCACUCGUCUCUCCAACAAACAUGAAUGUUCAGCCAAGAACAUUUUCUUACGGAACCUCAGCAGAGGGCAGGGUGCUCCUGCGAUUUCAUUAAGAAGAAGAGAGUCGGCCCCAAUUUAUAAGGAAAACUAGGACAACAAAACACACGACAUCAAGGUUGACUACAGGACAACUGUGCAAAAAAAAAAAACGACGAAUACAAGCAGCCCCUAAACAAAGCUAGGCUCCACCACUAACCACAACCAACGACCAAGGGCCAAAGAGACCCGGGAUACGGGAGAAGAAGCUAUUUGACAACGCC
This is a messenger RNA of Aegilops tauschii subsp. strangulata, 3128 nucleotides long. Its product is annotated as laccase-19. Gene Ontology annotation, molecular function: copper ion binding; hydroquinone:oxygen oxidoreductase activity. Gene Ontology annotation, biological process: lignin catabolic process. Lineage: Eukaryota; Viridiplantae; Streptophyta; Magnoliopsida; Poales; Poaceae. The record is from RefSeq and is a predicted model, not a curated record. Gene Ontology annotation, cellular component: apoplast.